CCAAGAAGCACGGACCGCCGCGCAAUGCUCGGCUGCUUCCCCGCCGUCGGGGCCGGCCGGAGGCCCCCCAGGUCACCGCCGACGGGGCUCCUUAACCUUAUCUACGACGACGGCUCCACCUCCACCUCCGUCUCCGUCUCGCCACCCUCCUCCGCCUCCACCUCCUCCUCGGCCUUCCUCGACGAGGUCGACCCCGCCGACGCCGACGCGCAGGCCGACCUCUCCUCCGCCAUCGCGUCCCGCCGCCUCUCCCUCGCACUCCCCGGCCGCUCCAACUCCAUCGUCGACUCCUCCUCCCCCGAGCACGCCGCCGCUCCUAGCUGCCACGGCGGCACCACGUGCAGCGUGAUCCCGACGCAGGAGGCGGUGCGGAGCGUGACGCUGUCGACGGACGCGCCCCGCGCCGAGUUCCUCAAGUCCAUCCUGGAGAUGGCGGAGGCUGCUCUUGCCUCCCGCAAGGCAGCCCCAGCCGCUGGUGGCCGUUUGGCCCGCGCUGGAUGCCCCCAAGGCCCGUUGGGGCUGCAUCGAGCUCCCGGCCUCCCCCAGCCGACUUCGCCGCGAUGUCCAGCCUUCACGCUAUGUGCGCUGCUCCAACCCCGCGUGACCCUGGCCAGAUGGAUGGUGGGCUUGGCGACCAGCCACCGCCAUUGCUUGGGCAUCCCUGUCGACAACUCCUAUUGGCGCCGCGUCGUCGACGACUCAUGUUGGCGCCGCGCUAUCACCCUCGACUACUGCUGUCCUCAUGCAGCCCCCGUCUCCUGCCGGUGAUGCUUCGUCGUCCUCCACUCUUGCUGAAGCCGCAUCAUCUCCGACUCCUACCGGCACUGCAUCGGGUUUGGACACGGAGCCACCUAUUUUGUGGAGCUCCCUUGCCGACAAUGAAGAAGAUGAGGAUGACGAUGAGCUAGCCUCGUCGACGCCAUAGUCAGCUACCAAAUCCUCCAUUCCGGUUGCUCAGUUGGGCCUAGCGUCUGAGGUGGAUAAGUGCGGAGGUUGGCAGAAGGUGUUGCCGAGGGGCAGCAUGCGACGCCCCGACGUCGCCGGCCCCUACAUGGGCUCCCCGUCCGGUCCCGGCAUGACUUCACGGUAGAUGUUGCAGAUGUGUCUAUCCUGGACACCGUGUGGCGGAUUGCAAAGAUCCAUUUAGGUGUUCUCGGUGCCUGUAGAAUAGUCAUCGAGCGCGUGGAUGUUGCAACGCCUGGCGUCCCCUCAGCUUAUUGGGUGGCCCUACUGCGGAUGUUGCCCCGCCUCCCUGUCGGGCACCAUCAAGGUCCAUCUCCUCGCAAGAUCCAGAUAGAAGCCUCGCUCCCCUCGAAGACGUCUUGUCAUGAUUCUUGGGCAUCGAUCGUUUCUGAUCCUGCUGGCUCUGUGGCACACACUCCUAUGGUGCAUAAGAAUGCCAUGUUAUCUAUGUUGCCUCGAUAGCUCGCUCAGUAUUCUGUAGCAGUAAGAG
Molecule: messenger RNA, 1453 nt
Organism: Triticum aestivum (bread wheat)
Lineage: Eukaryota; Viridiplantae; Streptophyta; Magnoliopsida; Poales; Poaceae
Exons: 1
Coding region: 25-768 (247 amino acids)
Source: RefSeq, a predicted model, not a curated record